ACAAUACCAGGCGGGAGGGCGGGUGGGCGGUGUGUAUCCGGGCUGUGAGGUGCUUGGAACCUCCGCGGACCGUGCAGCCGCUGUCUCUUUAACGCGAGAGGAAGCGAUGCGGAGGGGUGGAAAAUGGCAGAGCUGCAGAUGUUACUAGAGGAGGAGAUCCCGUCUGGCAAGAGGGCGCUGAUAGAGAGUUACCAGAACCUGACCCGGGUGGCGGACUACUGUGAAAACAACUACAUACAGGCUACAGACAAGAGAAAAGCUUUAGAAGAGACCAAAGCCUAUACGACCCAAUCCCUAGCUAGUGUUGCUUAUCAAAUAAAUGCAUUGGCCAACAAUGUACUCCAGUUGCUGGACAUCCAAGCCUCUCAACUUCGGAGAAUGGAAUCUUCCAUCAAUCACAUCUCACAGACUGUGGACAUUCAUAAAGAAAAAGUGGCUCGGAGAGAAAUUGGUAUUUUGACAACAAAUAAGAAUACUUCAAGAACUCACAAAAUAAUAGCACCUGCAAAUAUGGAACGCCCUGUAAGGUAUAUUCGGAAACCUAUUGAUUACACAGUUCUGGAUGAUGUGGGCCAUGGUGUCAAGCAUGGAAAUAACCAGCCUGCAAGAACUGGCACACUGUCGAGAACAAAUCCGCCUACUCAGAAACCACCGAGUCCUCCCAUGUCAGGCCGGGGAACACUGGGACGGAAUACUCCUUAUAAAACCCUGGAACCUGUUAAGCCCCCCACAGUUCCUAAUGACUACAUGACGAGUCCUGCUAGGCUUGGAAGUCAGCAUAGUCCAGGCAGGACAGCUUCUUUAAAUCAGAGACCGAGGACACACAGUGGCAGUAGUGGAGGAAGUGGAAGUCGAGAGAACAGUGGAAGCAGCAGUAUUGGCAUUCCCAUUGCCGUGCCUACACCUUCACCACCCACCAUUGGGCCAGCCCCGGGCUCAGCUCCUGGUUCCCAGUAUGGCACAAUGACCAGGCAGAUUUCUCGGCACAACUCUACCACUUCUUCGACUUCUUCUGGUGGAUACAGACGAACUCCCUCUGUGACUGCUCAAUUCUCUGCUCAGCCUCAUGUUAACGGAGGUCCACUUUAUUCUCAAAAUUCAAUUGCUGAUAGUCCAACUCCACCACCACCACCUCCACCAGAUGACAUUCCAAUAUUUGAUGAUUCUCCACCUCCACCUCCACCACCACCAGUGGAUUAUGAAGAUGAGGAGGCUGCAGUAGUCCAGUACAGUGAUCCAUAUGCAGAUGGGGAUCCUGCUUGGGCCCCCAAGAAUUAUAUUGAGAAAGUUGUUGCAAUAUAUGAUUAUACAAAAGACAAGGAUGAUGAGCUAUCAUUUAUGGAGGGUGCAAUCAUUUAUGUCAUAAAGAAGAAUGAUGACGGCUGGUAUGAAGGAGUCUGCAAUCGAGUGACUGGUCUGUUCCCUGGGAACUAUGUGGAAUCAAUCAUGCACUAUACUGAUUAAACUUUUGGCUUUUAAAGUAAAUCCUCAUUAUUACUCAGUCAUACAGUGGGACUAUUAUGGUUAACAGAAUUGUCUUAAUGUUUUAAGAUGUGCCCAUAUUUUCAGGACAUGCUGUUUUAUCGGUAUAAUUGAAUGUCUACCCGUCAGCAUAAAUCAUGGAGACAGUUUGUGUAUUGCUGUCUUGCUGAACAGCGGUUUAUACAAGAAGCUGUCCAUAAUUGAUUAUGCCAAUGUACUUACUUACAUACUGUUAACUUUAUGACCAGCCUAAAUAUUCUGGGGAAGUGGGGUAUAAUAUUUAAAUCAUGAUUUGGAUUGUACCAGUACAUCUUUCAGUGCAGCAUGGUUACUAACACUGUCAGACUAAUAUUGAAAUCAGCUGGUGCUGGUUAGAGUUUUGGUUUCAAUUCUCUCAUUCUUGAAUCUAUACUAUUUGUUUAAGGCAUGCAUACAAAUUUAUGUACUGAAAUAUAUUUUAAAAAAAUCCAAGAUGCUUCCAAUUUGUGUAAUAUGUACUUUGGAGUACUCAUACUUAAGUCUCUUGAAAUGAAUUGAGUCUCUAAGGUCUCCAUGUGAAACAAAAUGAACAAAAAGGAUAAUCUGUAAUGUUGUAAUUUGUACCUAAGUUUUUUUAAUGAGUGAAUUUGCAUUAUGAAUUUUUUUUUUCAUUUAUAAAUAUGUAAGUGAACCAGAGGUCUCUGUCCUUCACUGGUUUGCUUAAAAAUAAAUAAAUAAAUAAAUAAAAUAUGCUGAUUUAUUGGAGAAUUAUGGUUCUGUUUUCUCAGUAUAUUGACUUUUGAGAAUAAUUUAGCCUUAUUUCAGUAUGUUCCAACAGCAAUGUGACUAAAGAUUGCAGAUUUAAAAAUCUAAGAUGGUCAUUUAGAAGUCAACCUACUGAAUGCC
This is a messenger RNA of Elephantulus edwardii (Cape elephant shrew), 2367 nucleotides long. RefSeq names its product abl-interactor 1 (gene ABI1). The transcript is spliced from 9 exons. Gene Ontology annotation, molecular function: SH3 domain binding; cadherin binding. Gene Ontology annotation, cellular component: intracellular anatomical structure; lamellipodium. The record is from RefSeq and is a predicted model, not a curated record. Lineage: Eukaryota; Metazoa; Chordata; Mammalia; Macroscelidea; Macroscelididae. The coding region runs from base 124 to 1464 and encodes 446 amino acids.